AUGGCACCUUCUGCGCUGCGAGAAUCUCCUCCGCCGGCCGUCACCAAGGCCGCCGGCCAGGCCCUCGAGGACAUGUCCGACGCCAUCGACGACGUCAACACCAUCAAGUACGACUCGGCCUCGCAGUUCGACACCACCAAGGACAAGACCACGUUCCGCCAGUACGAGUCGGCCUGCGACCGCGUCAAGAACUUUUACCGCGAGCAGCACGCCAAGCAGACCGUGGCCUACAACCUCGCCGCGCGCAACCGCUUCCACUCGGCCUCGCGCGUCCGCCCGGAGCUCACCAUCUGGGAGGCCAUGGAGAAGCUCAACACGCUCAUCGACGAGUCGGAUCCGGACACGUCCCUCUCCCAGAUCGAGCACCUGCUGCAGUCCGCCGAGGCCAUCCGCCGCGACGGCAAGCCCCGCUGGAUGCAGGUCACCGGCCUGAUCCACGACCUCGGCAAGCUGAUGCUCUUCUUUGACGAGCUCGGCACCCAGGGCCAGUGGGACGUCGUCGGCGACACCUUUCCCGUCGGCUGCGCCUUUGACGAGCGCAUCGUCCUCGCCGAGUCCACCUUCCCCGCCAACCCCGACAGCCGCGACCCCGUCUACUCGACGCCGCUGGGCAUCUACGCCGCGGGCUGCGGCCUGGACAACGUCAUGCUGAGCUGGGGCCACGACGAGUACCUGUACCACGUGGUGCGCGACCAGUCGACGCUGCCCGACGAGGCGCUCGCCAUGAUCAGAUACCACUCCUUCUACCCGUGGCACCGCGAGGGCGCGUACCGCGCGCUCAUGUGCGACAAGGACUGGGACAUGAUGAAGGCCGUGCAGGCGUUCAACCCGUACGACCUGUACAGCAAGAGCGAUGACGUGCCGAGCGUCGAGGAGCUCAGGCCGUACUACACGGAGCUGAUUGACGAGUUUUUCCCGCAAAAGGUGCUCAGGUGGUAG
Messenger RNA from Akanthomyces muscarius, 939 nucleotides. RefSeq lists its product as uncharacterized. The coding region runs from base 1 to 939 and encodes 312 amino acids. The record is from RefSeq and is a predicted model, not a curated record. Gene Ontology annotation, molecular function: iron ion binding; inositol oxygenase activity. Lineage: Eukaryota; Fungi; Ascomycota; Sordariomycetes; Hypocreales; Cordycipitaceae. Gene Ontology annotation, biological process: inositol catabolic process. The transcript has a single exon. Gene Ontology annotation, cellular component: cytoplasm.